AGCAGACGCUGGAGCCUCAUAGCUGAGCACCGCUCGGUCACUUUACGUGUUUACUUGCUUUGUCAGCGGUGUCCCCCCCUCCACUCCUCCUCCGCAGUAGUUAGCAAAACCUUGGACUUUUGUCUCAGACAGAGACUUAUCUCAUCCUCAGGACUUCUUAUCAGCAGUUUCAUCAAACCUGCGGUGGACCUUGAACGGGGGCAAGUCGGGUUCACUGUGUUUUUUUUUUUUUUCUUAAGCUAACAGGCGAAGAUGACGUUAAAAUCCAAUAAAAACGAACCUGCGGUCCUACUAGAGCCGGCGAACAGCGUCCGGACAGCCCUCUCCGACCUGUACCUGGAGCAUCUCCUUCAAAACAAACCAAAGUCUGACAAGCAGGCAGCCAUGCAGACCUACGAGAAUAAAGGAGCUGAGCUUUACACCAACGGCUGCGCUGGACACAUGAACGGCACCGAUCUGACCCGGAUGAAAGAAGUAGCCUUUGAGAAGAAUCCCUCAGAGCCAAUGGGGGUCACUCUGAAACUGAAUGACAAGCAGAGGUGCACAGUGGCCAGAAUAUUGCAUGGAGGGAUGAUCCACAGACACGGUUCCAUACAUGAAGGAGAUGAAAUAGCAGAAAUCAACGGGAAAAGUGUGUCAAAUCAUUCUGUUGAUCAGCUCCAAAAGAUUCUGAGGGAAACCACCGGAGUCGUCACAAUGAAGAUCGUCCCCAAGAUGCAGAGUCGCUCUCGAGUCUGCGAGACGUACAUGAGGGCUCAGUUUGAUUACGACCCUACCAAGGACGACCUCAUCCCGUGCAAAGAGGUCGGCCUAAAGUUUCAAACCGGAGACAUCAUCCACAUCAUCAACAAGCAGGACCCCAACUGGUGGCAGGGCCGGGUGGAGAGCAGCGCCGUCGACUUUGCCGGACUCAUUCCCUCCCCCGAGCUCCAAGAAUGGAGGGUGGCCAGUAAGAGCAAGGCCAAGGAGGGCACUCAGUCCUGCAGCCCGUUUGGGAAGAAGAAGAAGUGCAAAGACAAAUAUCUGGCUAAACACAGCUCGAUUUUUGACCAGCUGGACGUGAUUUCUUAUGAAGAAGUUGUGAGACUCCCUGCUUUUAAAAGAAAAACUCUGGUGCUGAUAGGAGCACCUGGUGUUGGAAGGAGCCACAUCAAAAAUGCACUGCUGACAAAAUACCCGGAGAAGUUUUCAUACCCUGCUCCACACACAACCAGACCCCAACGAAAGGACGAGGAGAACGGACAGGAGUAUUAUUUCAUCCCAAACGAAGACAUGACCAAGUGCAUCUCGAAAAACGAGCUCCUGGAGUACGGCAGCUUCCAGGGAUACAUGUUUGGUACCAAGUUUGAGACCAUCAUUAAGAUCCACGAUCAAGACAAAGUUGCCGUGCUGGAUGUAGAACCACAGACCUUGAAACUGGUGCGGACCGCCGAUUUUGCUCCUCUGGUGGUGUUCAUCGCUCCCACCAACACAGCUCCACAGACGGAAAACCUUCAGAUGAUCCAGAAAGAGUCCGAUGCCAUCCUGAGCACAUACAGACACUUUUGUGACGUGGUUCUCGUCAACAACGACGUGGAUGAGAGCGUUAAAGGGGUGGAGGAGGCCAUAGAGCAUGCCACAUCCACCCCCCAGUGGGUGCCUGUAUCAUGGGUCUACUGAAGGACCCUUGGCCUCGCUUUUAUUCCUUACUGUUUGUUGAAAAGCAGUGCAACAUCACUCCUUACACCAAACCUCUGAGUUAGCAACGUCCUCUGUGUUUUCUAUUUGGAAGCAUUGUUGUCACAGAGAUUAUUUUGCACUGAAUUAGUAAAAAUAAGCAAUAUGUUGAUCUCAGAACCUCACCAGGGAAGCUUCACCCGGUUGUUUAGACAUUCGUGCUUCGUACUUUCGAGGGGCCGCAUGCCUUUUUAAGAUUGAUGCAAAACAAGACCACGACUGUGAAGGAAAUUACCAAAUUUGGUCACGUGAAAAAGCUCGGCUCAAGAUGAUUCGUUUUCUUUAAUCACUUCCCAUAAGAUUCGGAGAUUCUUCGCCCAUCCUGUCUGUGUAACAUCAUACAGUGUCCUCUGCACAAAAUCUUUCAGACAACCAGUGACAACCUCCUGGCUCUUUGACACUGGAUUUGAUCAAACCUGUAUACCUCAAGGGGUUACCGUAAAGGCACUUUUCAACAACAACAACAACAACAAAAAAACAAUAAAUGGUCUUAGCUCUGG
Messenger RNA from Nematolebias whitei (Rio pearlfish), 2216 nucleotides. RefSeq names its product membrane palmitoylated protein 1 (gene mpp1). The record is from RefSeq and is a predicted model, not a curated record. Gene Ontology annotation, molecular function: signaling receptor binding. The transcript is spliced from 12 exons. Bases 253 to 1659 code for a protein of 468 amino acids. Gene Ontology annotation, cellular component: cell-cell junction; plasma membrane. Lineage: Eukaryota; Metazoa; Chordata; Actinopteri; Cyprinodontiformes; Rivulidae.